Molecule: messenger RNA, 353 nt
Organism: Kickxella alabastrina
Lineage: Eukaryota; Fungi; Kickxellomycota; Kickxellomycetes; Kickxellales; Kickxellaceae
Exons: 2
Coding region: 99-287 (62 amino acids)
Source: RefSeq, a predicted model, not a curated record
CCCACUUUUCAAUUUUCAAAUUCUGACAGACACGAAUUCAGUUUACUGACGCAUUUCAGACUUGUCUGCUCAUUGUCAUACUUAAAACCAAAUAAGUCAUGUGUACGUUGUACUUUAUUAUUCUUAUUUUUUGUCAGGCCCGCUCUUUCUUUUUCUUAACUGUUUUGAUUUGUGUUUUGAACAACACAAAAAACCAAAAAAAACCAACUUUGCACCCAACAAUCAAACUGGAGAGACCGUGGUCUGCACACAAAAUAAAAAAGCUAAUUAAGGCAACUGCGUGUUAGUGUAUAUUAUGACCUUUUUUUACGUUUCAGGAGGGGGGAGUUUGUUGAUUCUAAGGCUUAUUUUUG